Molecule: messenger RNA, 2047 nt
Organism: Pogonomyrmex barbatus (red harvester ant)
Lineage: Eukaryota; Metazoa; Arthropoda; Insecta; Hymenoptera; Formicidae
Gene: Rcc1
Product: Regulator of chromosome condensation 1
Cellular component (GO): cytoplasm
Molecular function (GO): guanyl-nucleotide exchange factor activity
Source: RefSeq, a predicted model, not a curated record
ACAACUGGAGCAGCUGUUGGCGCCAUGCGUACCGUUCCUCGUUGUACUUCACGAGUUGCGCAACAGUCGCGAGGCUUGGUGUACUGUAACUUUUGGCGCCAACGGAGCAAAAGACAAUAUAUACUUACAAUCAACGAGAAAUAACAGCAAGAUGCCCCCACGAAGACCCACAAAACGGAUUGCCGAACAACCCGUGGAGGCGGAAAAGGCGCCGAAACAGAUAAGGAAGAAGCAAGAAUUAAUUGUAAAACCUGAUCUACGGUCGCUUCCAACGGGUGGUGUUAUGCUUGUGUUCGGACAAGGUGAUUUUGGUCAGCUUGGUCUAGGAGAAGAUGUUACCGAGAAAAUGCGUCCUGCAGCUAUAUCCGAUUAUCAAGAUAUCAUAGCUGUAGCGGCUGGUGCUAUGCACAAUAUAUGUUUGAGAAAGACAGGAGAAGUAUUGACUUUUGGAUGUAAUGACGAAGGAGCACUUGGACGAGACACCAGCAAAGAAGGAUCUGAGACAAUACCAGGCAUAGUUGAAUUACCUGGUAAAGCCAUUCAGGUGACAGCAGGAGAUUCGCAUACCGCAGCAUUGUUAGAUGAUGGUCGAGUAUUUGCAUGGGGUACAUUUAGGGAUACACAUGGUUCUAUGGGACUAACAUUGAAAGGAAAUGAGCGAUUCCCUGUAGAAAUAUUACCUGAUGUAAAAGUUGUCAAAAUAGCAUCAGGUAAUGAUCAUUUAGUGUUACUUAGCGAAAAUGGACGUGUAUAUACUUGUGGACGCGGUGAACAAGGACAAUUGGGAAGAGUAGCUGCACGUACAGCCAGUAGAAAUACACGACAAGGGAUAGGUCUAUUAUUGACUCCAGGUGUAGUUGAAUUUAAAAUAAGAAAAAAGCUAUUUUUUGACGAUAUUUGGGCAGGAAAUUUUUGCACUUUUGCUAAGGAACAUCAAAAAGGAGAUUUAUACGUGUUUGGCUUAAAUAAUUUUCAUCAAAUUGGACUGAAGGACAGAGAUAUUCAUUUUCAUCCACAAAUAUCAAAAACCUUUAGCGGCAAAAUGUGGAGACAUAUCAGUAGUGGGGAGCAUCAUACUAUAGCUCUAGACGAUGAUGGACAAGUUUUCGUAAUGGGUCGCAAAGAAUACGGUCGCCUCGGUCUCGGAUCUAAUUGCUCAGACGCGGAAGAACUUACAUUAGUUCCUGCUCUAAGUUCCAUUAAGUGUAUUGACGUAGGCGCGGGUAGCAGAGAAAGUUUCGCAGUCACAGAAUCUGGUGAAUUAUAUUCAUGGGGUAUGGGAACGAAUGGAAAUCUUGGAACGGGGGAUGUAAAAGAUGUCGAAGAACCAGUAUUAGUUAAGGGCAAGCAAUUGGAGGGUAAGACAGUAAUACGAGUCAGCGGUGGCGGCCAACAUACUUUGGCUUUGGCAACGAUUCGUCCGGUGAAAGAUAAAACCGCUGGUUAAUAUUAAAUAUUAUAUUUCAAGACAUUGUAUAUGUGAUAUGAAUUUAGACAAGAACGAAAAAUCCUACCUUGUUUUUAUCAUACUUUAUUUUGUAACAUCCAUGAUAUGAUGAUCCGUAUUGUCUCGCCAAAUAGAAAUCUUCCAUUAUGUUUUCAAUCCUAUUCGAAAUCUAUUCAACAACGUUCAAAUUUGUAUAUAAUUUGUCAUUCUACCGCAAAUUCAAUCAUGUUUAUACUAAUUAAUAUAUUGUGUUCUUGUUGCAUUGUUAGCAUUAUUACUUAUAUAUGUAUUGCUAAAACAAUAUAUAUACAAUAAUUUUUCUACCUUUUUUCUAUGUAUUUCUACUUGCAAAUUACAAAUCAAGGUUUCUGUCUAAAAGUAUACAUGAGCGAAUACUUUAAACGGUCAAGAAAUUAUAUUUUGAAUAAUCAAUAAAAAUUGUUAAACAUAAAAUAAAUGUGAUAGCAUUUUUGUCAUUUCUAUGCCAUUUAAUUUAAUGAAAUCUUAUAAAUUGAAAAAUUAAGUAAUGUAUUGUGCAUUAUUAUUUGCGUUUGAAAUCAUGUAUGAAAUAUCUUGAAGAAUAAACUAUUUAUAAAAUUA